AUGUUCCUUCUCAUCAUCGCCAAAUCACUUGCUCUCUUGAGUAUUAGCCUUCUAACUAUAGCUGUCAUUAUAUUCAAAUGGAAAGAGCGACAGCGUAAGCCAGCAAAAGUCAGAGGAUAUGUUCAUCCAAAGUUUAACAAAGUUCUUGAAAUUUUCAGUGAUAACUUGAUGAGAGGAUGGGAAAGAGAUGGAGCAGCUCUAUGCGUUUACCAUAAGGGAGAAUGUGUUGUUGAUGUUUGGGGAGGAUUAUCCGAUCGUGAUAGUCAACGAGAAUGGUCAAAGGAGACAAUGCAAAUCAUAUUCAGCUCAUCUAAGGCAUUGGGAGCUGUAUGUGUAGCUUUACUAGUUGAUAAAGGUCAUCUGAAAUAUUCUGAUAGAAUAUCUUCAUUCUGGCCAGAGUUUGGUAAACUAGGUAAAAAGGAGAUAACUGUAGAGAUGGUAAUGACCCAUACGGCUGGUUUAGCUAUGAUUGAUAAGGAAAUCACCUGGGAAGAUGCACGUGAUCCACAUAAAAUGGCACAAAUACUAGAAAAUCAGAGUCCACGUUGGAUACCCGGAAGUCGCAUUGGCUAUCAUGCUGUUUCAUAUGGUUGGCUUGUUGAUCAGAUAAUUCGUCGAUCAGAUCCAUUGUCUCGAGGUUCUGGUCAGUUUUGGAAAGAAGAAAUUGCUGACAAACAUGGCCUAGACAUACAUAUCGGUCUUCCAUUAGAGCUGGCAUGGAGAGUUGCACGCAUAACUCGCCCUUCUCUUUGGAAUCGUGUAGACGAAUUUAUAACCGAUCCUGGGAACGUCGAUUAUCCAUUUCUCUUCAAACAGUUUUUGACCGAUGGCUUAUCUGUUAAAGUAGCCAGUAAUCCGCCUUGGAUGCAAACCAUCUUCUCUGUUACUGUGAACAACCCGGAGAUGUAUCAAUUAGAACAACUUGCAGCUCUCGGUAUUGGCACAGCCCGAGACCUUGCUCAUUUUGGAAAGUUAUUAAUUGAAGGAAAAGUUAUAAAAAAUGAAACUCUACAGCUUAUCAGUGAAACGGUGUUCCAUGAUCGGGAUAUCGUUAGCGGUGCAAGAGCUAAAAGAGGACGAGGAACAACUAUAGUAGACUACAACUCUCGUGAUACGAAGUUCAGCUUCUCUGGUCAUGCCGGACUUGGAGGACAGAAUAUUAGAUGGGACAUGAAGAAUGAUCUGGUCGUUGGAUAUCUGAGUAAUGGCUUGAAGGGUGGACUCGGAGAUCGUGCACGUUCUUAUGUUAAAGUUAUGGAAACCCUUUUAGACUGUAUAACGCAAGAGGAGAUACACAAAACUGAUUAUGAUGGUUCAACGUCUGAGAACAACUUACGUUUUCGGGGUACUUCGGCAGAUGUUACUGUUCCAUCCACCUCACAGCAGUUGAUGUCUCAUCUCCAGAGAUCAACUUUAUAA
Molecule: messenger RNA, 1419 nt
Organism: Auanema sp. JU1783
Lineage: Eukaryota; Metazoa; Nematoda; Chromadorea; Rhabditida; Rhabditidae
Source: the annotation of a GenBank genome assembly